Ambispora gerdemannii is the source of this 906-nucleotide messenger RNA. The record is from the annotation of a GenBank genome assembly. NCBI's taxonomy places the organism in Eukaryota, Fungi, Glomeromycota, Glomeromycetes, Archaeosporales, Ambisporaceae.
AUGAAUAAUAACGAUGAAGAAGAUCGAGAAAUUGAAACAGAGAGUGACUUUGAAGAUAUUGAGAAUUCUUCGACAUCAUUUACAGAGCUACUGGAAGAAUAUGGAUUAGAACAUGAUUGCCCAACCUUUAUAGGAUUAAGCGAUUAUGUUAGAUUCGUUGCUGGUUCUACUAUUGCAGCGGCUCGUGCUGUUAUUAACGGACAAGUCGACAUAGCGAUUCAUUGGGAUGGCGGAAGGCUAUUACGCCGCAAGUUUGAUAAAGUUUUGUAUAUUGAUUUAGAUUUACAUCAUUCGGACGGUGUGGAAAGCGCGUUUCUCUACACAGAUAAAGUAAUGACAAUUUCUUUUCAUAAUUACGCGAGAGGAUUUUAUCCUGGAAGUGGUGCAUUAACUGAUAUCGGACAAGGCAAAGGCCUGUAUCACACAGUAAAUGUUCCACUUCGAAGGGGAUUGAGAGGUGCGCGAUUUCUACAAAUAACUGAACACGUCUUAGGGCAUGCGUAUAAUACAUUUCAACCGGAUGCGAUUGUAGUACAAUGUGGUUGUGAUGGCUUAACUGGUGAUCCGGCGCGUGAAUGGAACUUGGAUAUACAAAGUUUUGGUCAAUGUGUUCGUGGAAUUGCUAGUUGGAAUAAGCCAACAAUUUUCUUGGGCGGUGGUGGAUAUAAUCAUGCAAACGUUGCUAGAUGUAACGCGUACAUGACAAGUUUAUUGAUAGACGGUGGUAUAUCGAUUCAAGAAGAUAUACCAGAACAUCAAUAUUUCGAAGAGUAUGGGCCUGACUUUUCGUUGUUCGUUGACGCAGGAAACAGACCAGAUUUAAAUGACGAUGAGUAUUUGACGGAUGUGAUGGAUGUGAUUCUUGGAUAUUUCAAGAAUAUUGAAAAGAGGAAUACUCGUCAUUAA